Molecule: messenger RNA, 1775 nt
Organism: Callorhinchus milii (elephant shark)
Lineage: Eukaryota; Metazoa; Chordata; Chondrichthyes; Chimaeriformes; Callorhinchidae
Product: high-affinity choline transporter 1-like
Exons: 8
Coding region: 1-1758 (585 amino acids)
Biological process (GO): acetylcholine biosynthetic process; synaptic transmission, cholinergic; choline transport
Cellular component (GO): axon; synapse; plasma membrane
Molecular function (GO): choline:sodium symporter activity
Source: RefSeq, a predicted model, not a curated record
AUGGGCGUUCACAUAGAAGGGGUAUUAGCCAUCAUCAUAUUUUACUUGUUAAUCCUGUUUGUUGGCAUAUGGGCUGCUUGGAGAUCUAAAAAUGUUGGAACCAAAAAAGGGCUUGGUAUCAGUGAAUCCAUAAUGGUUGGAGGAAGAGACAUUGGCUUAUUGGUUGGCAUUUUCACCAUGACUGCAACCUGGGUUGGUGGUGGUUAUAUCAAUGGCACAGCAGAGGCAGUUUACACGGUUGGGCACGGCUUGGCAUGGGCACAAGCUCCGAUCGGAAAUUCACUUAGUUUGGCUGUAGGGGGGUUGUUUUUCGCUAAACCCAUGCGGUUAAGAGGUUAUGUGACCAUGUUGGAUCCCUUUCAGAAGAUCUAUGGCAAACGGAUGGGAGGGCUGCUCUUCAUCCCCGCUGUGUUGGGUGAGAUGUUCUGGUCAGCUGCAGUUCUCUCCUCAUUAGGUGCAACAUUGAGUGUUAUUGUGGACAUCAAUAUCAACAUCUCCAUUAUUGUUUCUGCUGUGAUCGCAGUCUUUUACACACUGGUGGGUGGAUUGUACUCGGUUGCCUAUACAGAUGUGGUCCAACUAUUCUGCAUCUUUAUAGGAUUGUGGAUCAGCGUACCCAGUGCCUUGAGUCAUCCAUCAGUUACAAACAUCGCCCUGACAGCAACAAAGUAUGUUUACCAGGAUGCUUGGCUCGGGGAGAUACAUCUGCCAGAUACCUUUCUGUGGCUCGACAAUUUCUUUUUAUUGAUGUUCGGAGGACUUCCAUGGCAGGCCUACUUUCAGAGGGUUCUCUCAGCUUCCUCUGCAACCACUGCACAAAUCUUGUCUCUUCUGGCUUCCUUUGGCUGCAUGGCAAUGGCGAUUCCAUCUGUGAUUUUUGGUGCAAUUGGUGCAUCAACUGACUGGAAUCAGACCACCUAUGGAUUACCAACCCCUAUGGACAGGAAUCAGAGUGAUAUGAUUUUGCCAAUAAUACUGCAGCACCAUUGUCCACCAUACAUUUCCUUCUUUGGCCUUGGAGCUGUCUCUGCUGCCGUGAUGUCAUCAGCAGACUCUUCUAUUCUAUCAGCAAGUUCUAUGUUUGCUCGAAAUAUCUACAGUCUUGCAUUCAGACAGCAGGCUACAGACAAAGAAAUCGUGUGGGUUAUGCGAAUCAGCAUAUUCAUGUUUGGAGCAGCUUCAACAUCAUUGGCAUUGCUAGCCAAAUCUGUCUAUGGCUUGUGGUAUCUGAGCUCGGAUCUGGUUUAUGUUAUUGUCUUUCCUCAGUUGGUAUCAGUACUCUUCAUCAACGUAACUAACACAUAUGGCUCCAUUGCUGGAUAUAUAAUUGGUUUAUUGCUACGAAUUAGUGGAGGUGAACCAUAUUUACACCUGAAGCCAUUUGUUUGUUAUCCUGGAUGUUACAUAAAUCAUAUCUAUACAAAUAGAGAAGUCUAUGUUCAGACAUUCCCCUUUAAAACCAUAGCAAUGCUAGUUUCCUUUUUGACCAACAUUCUUGUUUCUUCUCUAACCAAGUUCCUGUUUGAACAUGAAAUCUUGCCAGAAAAAUAUGACAUUUUUAAUCUUGUUUCACGAUCGGAAAAAGUAAAAAUAGAAAGGAUGAGCAUGAGAAAGCAUGGCAAAAAAUCCGAGCUAGUGCAAGUGAAUCCAACACAAAAUGACUCUCCUGAUGCUCACAUGAUAGGAUUCGAGGACACUGAGUCAAGUCCUGAAUCUUCCAAGACAGCCAAACAGUCACCUUCCUUUCCAUCCGCUUGAGAUUCAAUCAUAAAUUG